GGCUUCACCCGCACGCAGCUGCUUUAUUACCUGUUGACCGCCCUUUCUUUUGCUUUUCCUUAGGAUCUGCAUUGCAUCUGCAUUGCAUUGCAUUUGCUUUCUGUAGCGCCUACACUCAUCUAAUACGCACGCCGCAAAAACGCCACUCUCACAAUGGUGUACCGACCUAGCGAGGAUAAAUCCCACAGCUCAAUAUACCUGCAUGAUGUACGUAUUGCCUCAAGCACGUCGACGAACAAUGCUUCGAAGGCAUCCCAGUCUACUAUUGUGGAUGCUGAGCAUCAGUUCGGGGAGAGCGAGAGUGUACCGAACAAUGGCAUCGAGGGCUUCGAUUACUCCACUUUACCACCUGUUGAUACCGGAAAAGAUGCUUGGUUGUGCCUCCUCGCGGUCUUCACCAUUGAGGUCAUGAUAUUAGGCUAUGGCUUCUCGUAUGGUGUUUUCCAGGACUUCUACGCCGUAAAUGAGCCUUUUGCAUCAUCCUCAUCCAAUAGUUCUGUGAUUGGUGUCCUCACGACCGGCAUUCUCUUCCUCACUACCCCGAUAUUCCUUCCAUUAUGCCGCCACUAUCCCCAAUGGGCCCGCUGGAUGGCGACGUUCGGUGUCUUUCUCGCGCUAAUAUCGAACAUUGCAUCCUCUUUCUGUACCAAAAUUCCCCAACUGAUUGGUACACAAGGUGUGAUACUCGGGCUCGCUGGCGGCCUGGCAUUCUGUCCAUGCCUGGUCUAUAUUGACCAAUGGUUCGACAAACGCAAAGGCCUCGCAUUUGGCAUAUUCGGCUCUGGCGCUGGAUUCGGAGGAGUCUUUAUUCCCCUCAUGCUACGUGCCAUGCUCAAUAACGUGGGCUUCGCUACCACGAUGCGCAUCUGGGCGGGAAUUCAUGCAGGUAUCGGACUCACUGCAGCCUAUUUCGUCAAGCCACGUCUACCCCCGGCGGCAACUCUCACAAGACCAUUUUGGAACCCGCGUGCUCUGCGCUCCCGGUUCUUUCUGAUGAACCAACUAGCAAACACGAUCCAGGGCGCGGGAUACUAUCUCCCAGGAAUCUAUCUACCAACCUAUGCUCGCGAGAUUCUUGGUGCAUCAGCCUGGCCAGCCACGGUAUCACUCAUGAUAUUCAACAUAAGUGCAACUAUCGGCCUCAUACUUAUGGGCCACUUCACUGACCGUUUCACUUCGCGCACCUGUAUCUUGGUAUCCUCGCUUGGCAGCACGAUUGCGGCCUUGAUAGUAUGGGGUCUUACCACUCAUAUAGCAACACUAUAUACAUUCAGCAUCCUCUUUGGUCUAUUUUCAGGCAGCUGGCCCGCCGUAUGGCCUGCAGUCAUGCGAGAGACGGCCCGUCGGGGCGAGGAGCGUGGUUUUGGGUAUGUUGACACACUAAUGGUGUAUUCAUUAUUGUGUGUCGGGCGAGGAGUUGGCAAUAUCGUUUCUGGACCACUAAGCGAAGCUCUCACAAAGGACAUGCCGUGGAAAGGGGCAGUCAUUGGCGGGUAUGGAAGUGGCUAUGGAGCACUGAUUUUGUUCUCUGGGCUGACGAGCUUGGUGAGCGGUAUUAACACCUUAUGGUAUCAAAAGCUAUAGUUGAAGUUUUAAAAGUAUUUUGCUGAUUUAUAGAAUACAAACGAUAGACAUGAUAGACAGUUUUAUAUAGAGGAUCAAUAUACUUAUCAGGCUGCUGUACAUAGCUCAUACAAAGAUAUACAACAAC
Molecule: messenger RNA, 1711 nt
Organism: Pseudovirgaria hyperparasitica
Lineage: Eukaryota; Fungi; Ascomycota; Dothideomycetes; Acrospermales; Acrospermaceae
Product: MFS general substrate transporter
Exons: 3
Coding region: 154-1584 (476 amino acids)
Biological process (GO): transmembrane transport
Cellular component (GO): fungal-type vacuole membrane
Molecular function (GO): transmembrane transporter activity
Source: RefSeq, a predicted model, not a curated record